This is a messenger RNA of Pyricularia grisea, 588 nucleotides long. RefSeq lists its product as uncharacterized. Bases 1 to 588 code for a protein of 195 amino acids. Lineage: Eukaryota; Fungi; Ascomycota; Sordariomycetes; Magnaporthales; Pyriculariaceae. The transcript is spliced from 3 exons. The record is from RefSeq and is a predicted model, not a curated record.
AUGUCAUAUCCUGACGCAAUGGACCAAGACCCUGCGGCGCCCCCGCCGGCGGCGGCAGCCAACGACCAAGACGCGGACAUCGGCCAGGUCGCAACCGGCAUGCAGGUCGUGACCGAAGUGUGCAACGCGCCCGCGACCAGCAUAGAGGGCACACCGACACCUCAAGUCGCACAAUCGCAAAACCCCGUCCCUUCAACCGAGACACCUCCCACGGCAGCCUCAGUCACGGCACCACAGCAACCCGCAACAGCGGCGGCGGCGACCCAGCCGGCAGCAACGACCGCCUCUCCAGCUCCCGCGUCGCCCGCGCCCGGCCGCACCGGCACUCCGAUGCGCAACCUGGUUGGAGGCGGCGGCGGCGGUGACACGGGCUCCCGCGCCGGCUCGCUGCACCCGGAGCCGAGCUUCAACAUGCCGACCGAGGCCGCUACGCACGGCGCGCCGGCUAGAGUCUACCUCAACACCAAGGUCACAGGUGUGCUGCUUGAGGGCAUGAAGAUUAUUGCAAAAGAUCAGCCCAAUGACCCUCUGAGAGUGUUGGGCGAGUUCUUGCUACAGCGCUCGAAAGAGAUCGAGUCAACAAGCUAG